Xylaria bambusicola is the source of this 1158-nucleotide messenger RNA. Its product is annotated as DUF423-domain-containing protein. The record is from RefSeq and is a predicted model, not a curated record. Bases 53 to 460 code for a protein of 135 amino acids. The transcript is spliced from 3 exons. NCBI's taxonomy places the organism in Eukaryota, Fungi, Ascomycota, Sordariomycetes, Xylariales, Xylariaceae.
UUGAAUGAUGGUAGUUGCCAUAUAUCAAAGCGCUUCUCGGCCGAUCUGAAAAAUGUCCGACGAAUCGAGCCCGCUUCUCCCCGCCUCUGGAUCAGCAUCGGUAUCAUCGGUCAAGAAGAACAUGUAUUGGACCCUGGGCUGCAUAUAUGGCGCCACCGCCGUUGGCCUCGGCGCCUUCGGAGCUCACGGGCUGAAGAAGGUCGUCACGGAUCCCGCUAAGAUUGCCAGCUUCACGACCGCGGCCCAUUAUCAGCUCAUCCACUCCGUGGCCCUCCUCGUUGCGACACGCGCUGCACCUGAGAAUAAGCUUGCGGCCGGUCUGCUCACGGCGGGCAUGACGAUGUUCAGCGGUAGUAUAUACGCCCUUGUGCUGGAUCCCGCCCGGUUCCGCUUUCUAGGACCUGUCACGCCGCUCGGGGGACUCUGCCUGAUUGGCGGGUGGGCUGCUCUCGCCUUUUAAUGCGUUUAUCUUGGAGCCGGGCCUGAAUUGCGAGGGCAGUUCGAUGGUUCAAGUGAAGGAAGAAGGCUGCACGACUGUGUACGGUAAUCCCCGAGUCAUCGGCGGUUUACUAAAGAGGGCGACGAGAUGAGUUCUCAUUGGUGGUUGGAGGAGUGUAUGUAUUGUUAGUUCAGAAACGAAGAAGGUAUAUGUACAUUAACCACUAGUAUAUAUUUAUUGCUACCUACUCGACGGCUUUCCUUGAUCAUGAUAGCGACGUUGGGAGAUCAAUAUAUUGGUUGUUCGGUGCUGCAGGUAGUUCUGCAACAGACAAUGAUCUGCACCAGGGGUUGAGAAGGAGCCGAGACGUCACCUACCUAGUGAUUAUUAUCUUCUCUUCCAAACAUAUUUGACUGCAUGAUAGAGACAUACUUCGCGAGGUCAUGUGACAAUUACCACCUAUCUGCUUUUCCACAACACAGGAUCCCGAGGGAAUGGGUCAACCUUGGUGAAGCAUCUUACAGAUAGCCAUGGCCAGUUACGUCUGCUGUUCAGCGUAUCUAACGCAGCUUAUUUUCAUAAUUGAUAUGAGAUGAAUCAUAACCUAACAGGUAUCUCAAACGCGGCUUCUGACGCAGUCAUCUUCUCAUCUUCUGACCCAUAGCUCUGAUAGCGCCGACCCUCGAUCGAGAAUACCCAUGUACUGUACCUAAGGCAAC